Molecule: messenger RNA, 2309 nt
Organism: Dendronephthya gigantea
Lineage: Eukaryota; Metazoa; Cnidaria; Anthozoa; Malacalcyonacea; Nephtheidae
Product: calcium/calmodulin-dependent protein kinase kinase 2-like
Exons: 20
Coding region: 403-1932 (509 amino acids)
Biological process (GO): positive regulation of protein kinase activity; intracellular signal transduction; protein phosphorylation
Cellular component (GO): cytoplasm
Molecular function (GO): ATP binding; calcium/calmodulin-dependent protein kinase activity; calmodulin binding
Source: RefSeq, a predicted model, not a curated record
UCGAAAGUGCAAUAUUUUGUAAAUAAAUCGUCGACAUCCCGCUGUUUGGAUGUUUCGCUGAUUAAGAUCUCUUUUAAAUCAUUCCUUUGAACCAUUGUUUUUAUUACAAUAUAUAUCACACGACAGUCAUUUUAAAAGCAUUUGUGUUUGAGACGUCGAGAUGAUGUGAGGGUGGUUGCAAGAUUUGUACAUCUAAAUUUCGCAUGAAAGUCGGUCCAAAGUUCCACACUUUAUAGUAUUAAAACCGGAGUACGAUGUCUUGUACGUUAUGAUUUCCAGUCGCAACGGGAACAUAAGGUCAUAAACCUUGCAUUUGAGGAGAAUGGAUGGUCCAAGAAAGGGAAAAUACACCGGCAAAAUAAUAAGAGGAAGAAACUUUAGUUGAGUUUUAUUGACUUUAGGAUGGGGGCAGCAACGUCAUGCUCUGGAAAAAGCCGGACACAAACAAUGCCUGUCGCAAAUGGAAAUGGUGGUCACAUGAAGAAAAACGCUAAUAGAACAAAAAGCAACAAGGUUUCUUGUCAAAAUGGCGUGGCUGAUCAUGCUCAUAUGUCUGAGGUAGAAGAAGUCGAGGGGAAGAGAAGGGAUUUAAGGGAACCACCUGAUCGUUCGGUAUCCGCCGUCAACCUUCGUCCGAGUAAAAGUGAAGGCAAUACACCUCACAUUAUGCGCAGGUCAACAGGAGAUGACAGCAAAUCAUUGCUAAGGCGGUCUUGUGGCAGUCAAAACCUUCUCACCGUUGACAAAGUUUUCUCCGAGGACGAUCAUGCCCACCUGGCGGUGUUUCGACAGAUGAGCGAUCCAGUGGCUGUAAGUCGGUCAGUGCCAUCAUCCCCCAGGAUUGCUAGACCCCCAGCGAAGGAGAGUCAUCACGUCAACGUAUUGAAGACCGAGAAUGGUCUUUCCCUGAACGAGUAUAAAGUGUUUGACGAGAUUGGAAAGGGGUCCUAUGGUGUUGUGAGAAUGUGUUAUUCUGAAUCAGAUCAUCUGAAUUACGCCAUGAAAAUUAUGUCAAAGAAAAGAAUAAUGAGAAAAGCAGGACUGAUGAAACCGGCUGAUCGCGGCAAGAAAGAUGCUUUGGAUGGUUUGAAGAGAGAGAUCGCUAUACUGAAGAAAGUUGAUCAUCCAAAUAUUGUGAGACUUUACGAGGUUCUUGAUGAUCCGUCUGAUGAUAACUUGUACUUAGUUUUUGAGCUGGUCGAAAAGGGGCCUGUGAUGGAGGUUCCAACAGACAAUCCGUUGAGCGAGGCAGACGCGAGAAAAUAUUUCAGAGAUGUUCAUUCUGGAAUUGAAUAUCUACAUUUCCAUCGGAUAGUCCACAGAGAUAUCAAACCGUCAAAUCUUUUACUUGGGGACGAUGGUCAUGUUAAGAUUGCAGAUUUUGGUGUCGCUGAUAUAUUUGAGGGUGAGGAUGCUUUGCUUUCGAAAUCUGCUGGAUCACCUGCCUUUAUGGCUCCAGAGUCAUUACAAGCAACUCGGGACACUUACAGUGGAAAGGCUACAGAUGUCUGGGCAAUGGGAGUGACGUUGUACUGUUUCGUAUUUGGAGAGAUUCCAUUUAAACACAGCAAUCGAUACAGCCUUUACGAAUUGAUUAAAACAAGCGAAUUGAAAUUCCCGGAAAACCGUUCUCUGAGUCCGGGUCUUGAAGACCUGUUGCUAAGAAUGUUAAUCAAAGAUCCCAGUAAUCGUAUAACAAUUGAUGAUAUGAAGGUUCAUCCUUGGCUAACUAAAGGUGGCUCUGAACCGCUUCCUUCGACCUACGAUAAUUGCACGGUCCUGGAACCGACUGAGGAAGAGAUUUGCAAUAGUAUUCGAAGCGUGCCCAAAAUUAGGACAUUGAUUUUGGUGAAACGAAUGUUAAAACAUGGUCAUUUUGGAAACCGCGAGAAACUAAAUCGUGCACGCCUCAGUACAAGCUCAAUACAAUAGAAAUUAUCAAAAAAAAUACACAGAAUAUAUAUUUAUCCGAGUGGGUAUACCUGGGGUAGGUCUUCAAGAUAUAAACUCCACACUGAUGUACAUGUAGAGACUAGAGACGACACAAUAGUUGGUGGAAAUGGUGGGGAUUUUAACCGUAUUUAAAUCAUUAUGCCAAUUUACUUUAUGGAUGGUAAAUGGUAAGCAAACUUGAAGAUAUGUAGCCCUAGUAGGAUUUUCUAUAUUUGUUCGUGAAAAGAUGCAUUAUGACGCUUUAUAAACAGAAAACUGGUUUAUAUUAGAAGAACACACUAAAAGAUUCGACACAUUUGUAUCAAAUGCAAAAAAAGUAAAUUUAUCAUUGGUGGUAGAGAAGUUCGAUAAUAAUG